GACGCCUUACCGUUCACACCGCCCCUCCGUCCCUCACUCCCAGUGCACCGCGGCUGCCGCUCUCUGGAACGCCGCCUGGACGUUACUCCCCAAGUGGUAGUGAUCGCUCUCCGGCGCUGGAAGCUGGAAGAGCUCUUCAUACCCCCGAGUUGUGCUUUGGAUUAUACUACUUACUCUCAAGAAUAUUGUUGUGGUUUAUUGACGAAGAAUCUUGUAUGUGGUGAUGCCAGUGGAGUGAGUUGUUUAUACGUGGAUUCUUAGAGAAUUAUGGUGAAGGAAACAGUAGUGCCUCGUGCCAACCAGAUCAACCUAACAAUUCUCAGCCUUUGAAUAGUGUGACCGCCCUCCUCCAAAACCCUUAAUAACCUGUGACACCUGACCUGUAUGUUAUCCUCUGGUCAAGUUGUGGUCAUCGUGUAAGUGACCCAAAUUUGACCCUGGCUGACCUGUCAAGUAGGAGAGUGUGGGGUCAGGAAGGCUGGAUGAGAGCCAUGACGGAUCUCGACACUCCCGGUGCUGUCGUCUGGCCCAAGUGGUGUUAUUCCAGUAAGUCGCCUUGGUACCAUUCCCGUAACCAGGCGGAGAGCGAGACGGCCCAGGACCUGGCGCUCAACAACAACAACACACCCAUCACCAAAGACAAGGAACACGCUGCGGUCGCUGCCGCUAACGCCGCGGCUGCCGCAGCGUACGGCGCCAAGGGCCGCAAGAAGGUGCGGCGCGAGGUGCCCAACGGUGCCCGCCUGGAGGACAAGAUGCCAUCAGACUCCACAAACGACGUCAAGUCAGAGAGAUUAUCACCAGACCCCGGCAGUGACGCCCCCGUCGCCACCCACGCCACCCCCAGCCCUUCUGUGUCACCCAAGUCCCCCGCCUCACACCGCACCCGCACGCCCUCCUUCCCUGGCACGCCUCCCAACCCCGCCUUCACGCCUCCCGCCGCCAUCCCCUCCGCCUACGAUCGCUUCAGCCCCGCCUCAUUGGGCGGUGUGGGUGUUGGUGUGGGCGGCCUCCCAGGAGGUCCAGGAGCCAUCAAGCAGAUGGAGUCCCUCAUGAACAGAAACUGCUCUGAUCUCAUGAGAUCUUUGGCGGCCAAGUACAACAACAGCAACCCCAACGAUUACUUCAGCAGUCCAAACAACGGGUUCCUACGUCAUCCCCUGGGUGGCCUGGCGGGCUUCAAGCACGGGUCGGCGCCCUUCAUCGGCGUGCCCACACAGCCCACCACCGCGGCGUCAGUCAAGGAGGCCGAGAAGAAGAUGGAGACGAUACCAGUGUCCUCAGCCGCGGGCAUGUCUCCGCUGCCUCACCCAGGGGCGCCCCCGAUGUUCCCAGGGGCCGCGGGUAUCCCUGGUUUCCCCGGGUUCCCUCUGGUGGACAUGUCCUCCUCGCAAGUCCUCCUCAACAUGGUGCGCAACGCCUCGGCGACGCAACAGUCACAAUUGGAGAACUACCUGCGGGGGGCCAUGAAGCGGCCAGCUGACGCCCCAACCUCCCCUCUCGACCUCUCCGCCACCAUGGCCACCAAGAGACCCCGCACAGAACCUUCCAAGUCCUUCGACGUCAAGACGUUGUUUGGUCUUCAACACGAAGAGGAGAAGAAGCUGGAGUCCAAGGCCCACACCACCCGGUCGCCCACGCCACCCAAGCCUCGUCCCACGCCUUCUCCGGGGACCCACAAGCCCCCCACGCCCUGCUCAGACAAGAACUGCACCACACUCGAGACCAUCGGCCAGUGGACCGUCGACGAUGUCUGUUCCUUCGUCGGGAGCAUAGAACUGUGCGCCGAAUAUGUCGAGGCGUUCCGUGAGCAACGUAUCGAUGGGUCUGCGCUGCCGCUGCUGACGGAGGAACACCUCACCUCCAGCAUCAACAUGAAGCUUGGUCCUGCCCUCAAACUACGUUCUGUCUUAGCACGUCGCCUGGGAGCCUGUAACGUGUGUCUCCACUGUGACCACUGCCACACGCAGACGCAGGAACGGCGGCCCAGCUCUGCCUCGUCAGGACAAUAGGACCACUAUAUCGGGUUCACAUCCAUAGUGAAUCCCCUCCUCGGGCACAUUCACCAGUCCUCCGUUUACCGAAGUUGAGUGUUGGAUGAAUUCCGGUGGUGUUCUUACAGCAGUUUAAGGGAGGGGAUACUAAACACUGCCUCCGUUCUCGUUGAGGUGGUGGACUAUGCUAUAAUGACCUCAGGGACUUUAAAACCCCCACACCCAAAGGAUCCUCCCCUGGGUAAUUCCUACGAAGUGCUGCGUGUCUAUACUGAAAGUGACAGUGUUAUUAAUGGCGGGGUGUAGAGAGGAGGAAACAGUCUACACAACACCCCCCUCCUUUACCCCCCCAACCUUUUUUUUUUUCGACGGCAUCUGCAGCAGAGUGCGCCGUGGGGUCCUCAGUGAGUCAGUCGACGGGAGGUUCAUCUUACUGAAAAAGUGUAUUCCGCUGAAGUAACUAUUUUUAUUUCGGGGAUGACCGACAAAUCCAGGACAGUAAAGCGGUGGCCAUUACCCCGCAGUCUGGUCUGAGCCUCCAGUGAGAGAACACUUCUACCCGCAGAUAUAUAUUUAAAAAAAAAGUAAAAGUGACUUAAAGACAAAAUAAAAAAAACCAUAGUCAAGUGGAGUCCCCGAGUAAGGACGUCUGAAGGUGCUCUUGUUCCCGUAGAGAUAAUGAUGUUUACUGACUGACAGACGGACGAACUGUAGUUGCUGUUGCUUAGUCGACCAGUGAGACGAUUGCCGUAGGUGUUCUGCGUUGUAAACAAGAGACAUGCGCUUAAAUAGGACCAUAUUCUGAAACGUAGCUCAAGUGUUCAGUAAAUGGAUGAAUUUGUCACUAAAACGUAUAAGGUGUGUUGUUAACGUGUCAAGAAAGGUCAAGGCAGUGAUCUGUUGUUUAUGUUAAUUAUUCUUUCUUCUUGUGUUCAGUAUUUUUUUUUCUCUCUUUUUCGCUUCUUAAGUUACGUUUCAGAAUUUGGCGCUGCUUAGUGCUUCCUGGCCCUUGAGAAUUUGUUGUUCUCUGUAUGGUCCUUCAAAAGACAAAACCCGCUCAAGAUUUUCAAGUCAAAGUUUUUUUUUUUUGAAACUUUCUUUCUUUUUUGCUUUUUUUUUGUCUCUUCAGAUUGACCCUUUUUGUUUUUUGUUGUACAGCCGAUCACACAAAAUGUACAUUAAAAAGAAUACCUCAACAGGUUUAUAGUUGUUUAAUUGCUGUUAUUUUUUACAUGCAUUUGCAACUCAUAUUUUUUUAGACUGCAAAAAAAAUAAUUAAGCUAUAAUAAGCUAAAGCUAACAAUGAAUGACACGUGCUGUAGAGUAUAGCUUCGAGCCAUUGGUAGCUUUGCAAGGGAAGAGGAGGAGGAGGAGGAGAAGAUAAUAACAGCUGGUUGUUUUACACUCACCUGCUGGGUCAUGACCUCAGGUGGACACGACCCUCCCUCUCUCUCUCUCUCUCCCUUACAAACCAGACCUGUGUAACCCAAAGAUUAUCCAUAAGUCCAACUUCUUUUUUAGUCAAUACUUUUUUUUCAUGGUAGGGGCAUGAUAGAAAUGAUGCAGUAUUUAUUGAUGUAUGUUUUUUUGUGCAGCCUUUAUUACAAAAAAAAAAUACUUAAAGAUGUUUGUGUAAUUGAAAGGGUUGUCUGUAUAUAGAUUGUUAUAAUUUUUUUAGUUUGUUGAUGAAAAAUUCUUCUUCCGAGGUCACUUGGAGAGGAAGAAUUUAUCGAGUCACUUCUGUGUUGCUCGCUGCGGUUUUAUUAAUGCCAGCCAGCAAGAUGUCUUAUUUAGUAAUAAUUUUUUUAUAUUAUUAUUAUUGGUCAUAUUGAUAAAUGUAGUCACUCACUCAUUCACUCACUCACCCUUCGAGCAGUCACUAACAAGACCAUUCGCUUAUGACAGUUGAGUUGUUUAUUCUAUACUGCUUGAUCAUCUUAACACAUACCUAUAGAAAUUAACACAUAUUGAAGAGGCUAGUUACGUUAUAUUUUCUUCUAAUACAAAUAGGAAAAAAAAACUUGUAGUGUUAUCCUAAAACACCCCCCACGAGCUUGUGGUAGCAGCCCUGAUUGGUCGGUUCCCACAGGUGUCGAAGAGCCCUGAUUGGUCGGUUCCCACAGGUGUCGAAGAAUAUGACUUGUUUUUUGGUACUCCCUCACUGUCGUCCGGCGUCAUGGUCUGCUACGCUUCAUCAUUUUCCAUUACCUGAUCACUCACCUUCACUACAUAUCCUAAAGGCUCAUCCUCUCUCUCUCACUUUCGUGUUUAUAGGCUUUGUGUUGAUACAUCUCUCUCUCUCUCUCUCUCUCUCUCUCUCUCUCUCUCUCUCUCUCUGUAUAUAAAGAAAAAGUCGUUAUUUUAAAUUUUUGUAAUGAAUGGCGUGUUUUUAUAUUCUAUUUUUAAUAAAAGAAAAACCCGGUGGUCUGUCGUGAGCUCGGCAGCAAGGACUCCCCAAGUGGCUCUUUAAAGACAUCAGCUGAUCUAGAGGUAAACAAAAUGAGUAGUUAAGACUCCUCUCUCCUCUAGCCUCAGAUGUCUGGCCACACGGGGUUCCUGACACACACAUUGCUGAGUUCCAAGACGCUAAUGGGGUUGCAGGCAGGGUCGGGUAUGAGCAAUAAAUAUAUUUAAUAAAGUGAAGGUUUUCGAUUUCUUGAAAACUGCCGAAGGGAGUUUUGAAAAAAAAAUUUAUAUUGUUGUCUAUAAUAUUAAUUUCUAUUGGGAUGGCUUGUACUACACCACACACCAUGAUGUACAUACCAUAACACCAGAAUAAAGAUUGGAAAGAUG
This is a messenger RNA of Homarus americanus (American lobster), 4787 nucleotides long. RefSeq names its product nascent polypeptide-associated complex subunit alpha, muscle-specific form-like. The record is from RefSeq and is a predicted model, not a curated record. The coding region runs from base 483 to 2012 and encodes 509 amino acids. Gene Ontology annotation, cellular component: PRC1 complex. The transcript is spliced from 4 exons. NCBI's taxonomy places the organism in Eukaryota, Metazoa, Arthropoda, Malacostraca, Decapoda, Nephropidae. Gene Ontology annotation, molecular function: protein binding.